UUCUUCAUUUUCAUUGAAUCCUGGCCAGCUGAGAAAGCACGUACAGGAAAUUCAACAUUCUCAAAAACGCAGAGCGAGGGGGCGAACGACGGCCCUCUCUCUCUCUUUCUUUUCCGAUUCCACUAAUGAGAACAAUAACAACGACAACGACAACGACAAAGAUUAUUCGUAAAUACUAAUAAUUACAACGAUCAACAAUAAUCAUAUGAUUCUCCUUCGCCCUUCAAUCCCUUUUCUUUGAUGCGACGAUCGCAUGUCCGCACUUGGGUCGAUUCUAAACCCAACAGAAAAAUGGAUCCCAUCAAGCUCCAUAUCCGACCUCCCCCACGAUCCUCUAAUCUCUUCUUCAAAGCCAAAUCCUUCAAAUCAAGCUUCUUGUCUAUUUUUCUCGCUUCUUUUUUCACCCUGAUCGCUGUUUUAUCCUGCUAUUUUUUCUUAAAAAAUGGAGAUUCUUUAGAUUAUCGUACAAGGUAUAGUAUUAUUAUCGAUGGAGGCAGCACGGGGACCCGGAUUCACGUGUUCGCAUGCCGAAAUAAGGGGGGUACACCGGUUUUCGAUUUCGGGGAUGGGGCGAUGAAGGUCAAUCCGGGGUUGUCGGCACAUGCGGAGGAUCCCGGAGGGGCUGGCGAGUCCUUGGAGGAGCUGCUGGAAUUUGGGAAACGGAGAGUGCCCAGAAAACUUUGGGGAGAGACGGAGAUUCGGUUAAUGGCGACGGCUGGGAUGAGAUUGCUCGAUUCUGAGAUUCAAGAUAUGAUCUUGGAGUCAUGUAGAGAGGUUUUGAGAAAUUCCGGGUUCAAGUUCAGAGAUGACUGGGCCUCAGUUAUUACUGGCUCCGACGAGGGGUUAUAUGCUUGGAUUAUUGCCAACUAUGCAUCGGGUACUCUUGGAGGUGAUCCUCGUGAAACAACUGGGAUUUUUGAACUUGGUGGAGCUUCUGCUCAGGUAACUUUUUUUUCAAAUGAACCAGUGCCUGCUGAGUUCUCACGCACUGUUAAGUUUGGGAAUACUACUUACAGUAUCUACAGCCAUAGCUUUCUUCAUUUUGGACAGAAUGCUGCUUUGGAAGCAUUGAGGGAGUCACUUGUCUCUGUGGACAAUCAACCAGCUUCUGAAUCACAUGAGAAAAGAAGAUUUGUAGAUCCCUGUACUCCUAGGGGUUACUCACAUGAUAUGGAAUCUCGGGGGCACUCUCCAGGUUCAAUGGAAAAGAGUAAAUUUUUAUCCAGGCUUCAUUCAAGUGGUAACUUCUCUGAGUGCAGAUCUGCUGCAUCAAUGCUGAUUCAAAAGGGAAAAGAGAAAUGCUCCUAUCAGCAGUGCAACAUAGGAUCGACAUUCACACCUAAGCUUCAGGGGAAGUUCCUGGCAACUGAGAAUUUCUUCUAUACAUCAAAGUUCUUUGGAUUGGGUCCAAGAGCAUAUCUUUCAGACCUGAUUUUGGCUGGGGAACAUUUUUGUGGAGAAGAUUGGUCAACAUUGAAGAAGAAACACCAUUCAUAUGAUAGUGAUGAUCUGAUGCGCUAUUGCUUCUCUUCAGCCUAUGUGGUGGCCCUACUUCAUGAUGGUCUGGGAAUUGCAUUGGAAGAUGAAAGGAUUGGAUAUGCCAAUCAGAUUGGAAACAUCCCUCUUGAUUGGGCAUUGGGAGCUUUCAUCUUGCAGAGCACAGCUGCAUUCGAAGCACAGAACCCAGAUUGGAUUACCGCCAUCAUCAGUGAUGACCCACCGACGCUCAUAUCACUAAUUGCCAUUGCCAUAUUAUUGAUGUUCUCAGCAUGGUUUAUAUCAAAGUGGAAAAAGCCCGAGCUAAAGACAGUCUACGAUCUGGAGAAAGGUCGAUAUAUAGUUACCCAUGUUGGAAGAAGUUGAUGAGCAUAAUUUUUUCUGGGCUAUGUAGAUUAGGAGGAAGCUCCUAUGUAAUUGCAAUUAACAUUUAAAUAUGUUAAUGCUUCCUACGGGGCUGUAUCUUAAGGCUACAAGGUUGUAUUUGUGCCAUGCUGGGUUCAGAGGAUGUAGCAUGCAAGCAGUGAAGAGCUUAGGUUAGAAGAUUAGUUUCGUGUUCCCUGUUGUAUCAAGCGAGAGUUCAAACCUUCAAUUCAUCAUCACACCAGAACCAGGUGCAUAUAUUUUUGUGUAAUUUA
Messenger RNA from Manihot esculenta (cassava), 2135 nucleotides. RefSeq names its product probable apyrase 6. Gene Ontology annotation, biological process: nucleoside diphosphate catabolic process. Gene Ontology annotation, molecular function: nucleoside diphosphate phosphatase activity. Gene Ontology annotation, cellular component: membrane. The record is from RefSeq and is a predicted model, not a curated record. Bases 241 to 1863 code for a protein of 540 amino acids. NCBI's taxonomy places the organism in Eukaryota, Viridiplantae, Streptophyta, Magnoliopsida, Malpighiales, Euphorbiaceae. The transcript is spliced from 8 exons.